UCCUAUCCAAUGUGUAAAAUGCUCUUUCCCCAGAGGUAAAGUGAAGUUGACCACUCACUUUCAUCUAGUGCCGACUUCAAGAAUGAGGCUAUACCUCGACUUCGAGGUCAUGGCUCGGUACCUAAUUAAGCACAGGUGUCAUAAGGAACAGAACCCUCUCUUAUUUUAGGAUGUCAUAGGGACAAAGCAACAAGCCCUCCUGUUAUUUUUAGCUGUCAAGACCGAGCGAUAGCCACGACUUUUAACAUGCCACAGGAUAAUUUAUUAGUAUUGGGUAUGGCUGCAGAGUAAAAUCACGCACAGCCAUAAACCUGACAGCCCUUCCACAGUGUAAAAAAGAAGCUUUAGUGAGCAGCCCUCACUAAAGGAGAGGGAGGUAGAUGUUCUUAGUUUUUGUGCUUAUGGCUGGGUCAACGGAGUGGGAUACACACCACCUUCCUUUGAGCCAAGACAUUUUUUAACUCCUGACUGGGAUAGUCGACAGAGAGCAGCCAGUGGUGUAAGUCGUCUGUUCGAUUCACUUAAUAAACCUAUCCUAUCUACCAGAUGGACUUUGAGUUUCUUUUAACUUCGAUUGGACUUCACACCACUCCACAUCCUGUUCGUCACAUGCAAUUCCUGGCAAUCCGGUAAAACACACAACUACCGGCGAUCCACGUAAUUUUCGGACAUACUCGCAAGAGAUCUAAAUUUGUUUGUAUGGAACGACAAGACUGCUCCGUCCACCUACCACUUUGUCUUGCACGUCCAACCAUACAACAUGGUGGCAGCGAAUCGGGAUCUUGCCAAGACAAGCUGAAAUUGUCAUUGUGAACGAACUCGUCAAGAAGACUGAUCACCUUCGAGACCAGGAGGAGUGACGACAACACCUGAAGGGAAGACGCUUCUUCGAGGAGAAUCUUCUUCUAAUCCAAUCACUGAAAAACUGUGUGCUAGUAACUGGGGCUGGUGAGGAUCGAACGUCAUCCAACAUCAACGGUGGGUCCUGACACCGACAACGCGAGAUCGCAGCUAGCUACUCCAGCAGAACGUGCAACAAAGUCCUGUGUCCAUUGGCUUCCAUCAACGCAGUAGGGACGCCGAGGCACGAACUACUGGCAGUCUGGUCGCAGCUUCUGUCGCAAGACUCCGGCACCCUCUGGGGAGAGGACGGGGCACCGUCCUCCAUCACUACCGGACGAACUACAGAGCUUUGGACACCCUUCCCUCUUGUAAGAAAAAGAUCAGCAUGCAUUUUAUCGGAUGGAUCAGCUUGACCACUCUUCUAGCAAUCUGGAGUCUACUCCAAGGUCAAGAAAUGGAGCAACUGACUUCAGCCAGUGGCAUAUACUUUGAUGAGCUAGGAACGGUUCGUCUAUUUCCGAUGAAGUGGAAGUUUGUGAGUUAUAUAGAUUUAGAACCACACAGGGAGCUGUGGCGUCAAACCAAGAACUUUCAGACAAGAGUGACAGAGUAUUGUAACAAGUUAGAAACACAGGAAUGGUACUAUCUUACUGACUGUAAACCAUCCUUAUCUUACUUCAAGUCUAAGGCUAAAUAUAUCGAUCAGCUGAAUGAAAAUUUGAUAGACUACACAAGUGCAAAUAAGCCCAUUAGGAAACGUAGAUCCCCAAGAGAAAAGAGAGGAUUGAUAAAUUUUGUAGGUAAAGGAUUUCACCUUUUGUUCGGGACAGCAACUGAUGCUGACGUUGAGAAUAGUAAUAAUUAUAUUAGCAAACUGGAAGCUGAGCAAACCAAAUUUUUGCAUAUUGCAAAUGAUGAAAUGACCAUUAUCAAGACUACAAUUAAUUCAAUUAACAGCACGAUCCUGAAGGUGGAUCAGAAUGAAGAAUUGUUGAGAAAUGGUAUGUUAUUGCUUGAAAAGCGUACGGGAGAAGAAAUAAGCGAGUUAAAGGUAAAAUAUGAACAAAUAAAUUUGAUUAAUGAGCAGAUUAAAAUAGUUAUAAGAGGUAUGGAAGAAAGCCAGCACUCUUUUGAAGUUUUUAUAGACGCGUUUGUACACGCAGAGCAAGGUAGCCUCCAGCCACAAUUAUUAACUAUAAGGGCUGUAAAAGGCAUUGUUUCAAAGCAAACACUGCCUCAGGGUCUUGAUUUUCCGACAUUUCCUACUUCUGAACUAUCACGUAUUAUAACUAUGCAUGCGUAUGUAUAUCAACAAUAUUUAGUAUAUAUCAUUGAAAUUCCAUUAUUGCUACCCACUAAUUUUUAUUUGUACAAAGCUAUUCCGUUUCCUAUGAAGGAUAAAACAACAGAGAAAUUCAUUUUUAUAGCUCCCCAAAAGGAAUUUAUAAUUACGGAUGCAUCAAGAAAGCAAUACGGCAAAAUGAAUUAUGACGAGUUGAGUGUAUGCCUUAUGACCAAUGAAAUUACUUAUGUUUGCAAAAAUACUAUACUUUUGUCUAACUACGUGCCAGGAGAGGAUUGUGAAGCCAGUAUGUUGCAUCCAUCGUCCCAAAAGAUCCCAGACUCAGUAUGUGAAAUAAAGUUGAUAUCCUUGUACCAUACUUAUUGGAUCCCAUUACAACUUAGCAACCAAUGGCUCUACACUUCUCCUUCCGCGGAACGAGUCACAAUUUUGUGUGAAGAUAAUACCCCACACUAUGUAUAUGCCGAAAAUAGAGGGAGAAUGACCCUCCGAUCAAGGUGCAAGGCUUAUACUGCGCACGUUACACUAUAUGCAUCCACAAAAUUGACAAUGGUUAGUAAUGUAUCGAAAGAUUUUAUACCUGAAGUGAACUGGGGCUUUGACUGUUGUUUUGACGAGCAUGAAAAGAGAAAGCUCGAUGAAAUUAAAUUAGAUAUUCCUUUGAAUAAUGUCAUGUCAUCAAUAGAUGAUUUGAGAAUAGCAAGCAUUAAGGUGGAUGAUGUUAAACAGAUGAUAAACAAACAAGAACAAGUAGAUUAUUCCAAAUAUUACAAACACGUUGUAACUGGUGGAAUUUCAAUUGGAACUAUGGUAUUUGUAAUGGUUAGUAUAUGUUUAUGUUGCUAUUGUUGUAAAGGUUGUCGGCAAGGCUUUUUCUGGUGUUGGAGAAAACUAAAUCCGAAAGGUGCAUACGAUGAUUGCGUGAAUGGAUGUAAAAAGAUUACAAAUUCAUUCAAUAAUCCUCACCAUAAUACGAUCAUCGCACCCAAUGUGCAUACAUUAAAGAUUCAGGAUAAAGAUGAAUUAACUCAUGCACUAACUCAAUCCUUAAUUGAGUUAGAUAAGAUUGGGAUACGUAAGCAUGAGACUUUUCAGAAAUUGCCUUCCGCACCAACUAGUGAGGAAGAUAUAACAGGGUUUUUUGCUCAGGUUCAAAGGAAACAAGAUAAUUCACCUGUGGCACAAAGAUUAAGAAAAAAAUUGCACAAACCAGACCCAGGGAGUAACCCAUUGUUUGAAUAUAGAAUGAAGUAA
Cryptotermes secundus is the source of this 3400-nucleotide messenger RNA. RefSeq lists its product as uncharacterized. Lineage: Eukaryota; Metazoa; Arthropoda; Insecta; Blattodea; Kalotermitidae. The record is from RefSeq and is a predicted model, not a curated record. The transcript has 2 exons. Bases 1229 to 3400 code for a protein of 723 amino acids.